Molecule: messenger RNA, 4021 nt
Organism: Chinchilla lanigera (long-tailed chinchilla)
Lineage: Eukaryota; Metazoa; Chordata; Mammalia; Rodentia; Chinchillidae
Gene: Eml1
Product: echinoderm microtubule associated protein like 1
Exons: 23
Coding region: 12-2624 (870 amino acids)
Biological process (GO): microtubule cytoskeleton organization
Cellular component (GO): mitotic spindle
Molecular function (GO): microtubule binding
Source: RefSeq, a predicted model, not a curated record
CCCAGCCCGGCAUGGGGGGGUGGCCAGGCGGGCCAGGCAGGCCGUUGCGGAGGGGCCGGACGCAGAGCAGUCCCAAGCCCUGCCGGGUGGGUGACGGCCACCCAGGACGUGGUGUGUCCUUGCAGGCUGGUGGCCAGCAGCUGCCCAUCGGCCGCACCAUGUCGGACGGCGAGGGCCCCUCUGCUGAUGACAGUGCAUCUGCGGCGAGCAGCAUGGAGGUGUCGGACCGCAUCGCCUCUCUGGAGCAGCGCGUGCAGAUGCAGGAGGACGACAUCCAGCUGCUCAAGUCCGCGCUGGCCGACGUGGUUCGGCGGCUGAACAUCACGGAGGAGCAGCAGGCCGUGCUCAACAGGAAAGGACCUACCAAAGCGAGACCACUGGUGCAGACCCUGCCUUUAAGAACCACCGUCAACAACGGCACCGUGUUACCAAAGAAACCCAGUGGCUCCCUGCCGUCCCCCUCGGGGGCCAGGAAAGAAAGCACCGUGCCGGCAGCCAAAAGCAGCAUCAAGCGGACCAGCUCUUCGGAACGCGUGUCCCCUGGCGGCCGGAGGGAGAGCUCUGGGGACUCCAAGGGAGGCCGGAACCGUACAGGCUCCACCAGCAGCUCCUCCAGCGGCAAGAAGAACAGCGAAAGCAAACCCAAGGAGCCUGUGUUCAGUGCAGCCCUUCUGUCCCUGUCUCCGAAAUCCCAAGGGAAGCGCCGGGUGACACACUGCAAAGAAGAAGGAUAUGUCAAAAUGUUUCUCCGUGGACGCCCUGUCACCAUGUACAUGCCCAAAGAGCAAGUGGAUUCUUACAGUUUGGAGGCAAAAGUAGAACUGCCCACCAAGAGGCUUAAGCUGGAAUGGGUCUAUGGAUACCGGGGCCGCGACUGCCGGAACAACCUGUACCUGCUGCCCACGGGCGAGACCGUGUACUUCAUUGCGUCCGUGGUGGUGCUCUUCAACGUGGAGGAGCAGCUGCAGCGGCACUACGCGGGCCACAACGACGACGUGAAGUGCCUAGCAGUGCACCCAGACCGGAUCACCAUAGCCACCGGCCAGGUCGCGGGCACGUCUAAGGACGGAAAGCAAUUACUCCCCCAUGUGCGCAUCUGGGAUUCCGUGACGUUGAACACGCUGCAUGUCAUUGGGAAAGGCUUUUUCGACCGGGCUGUCACCUGCAUUGCAUUUUCAAAAUCCAACGGAGGCAGCUACCUGUGUGCUGUGGACGACUCCAAUGACCACGUGCUGUCUGUGUGGGACUGGCAGAAGGAGGAGAGACUGGCCGAUGUGAAGUGUUCUAACGAAGCGGUAUUUGCUGCGGAUUUCCACCCCACGGACACCAGUAUCAUAGUUACGUGCGGAAAAUCCCAUCUCUACUUCUGGACACUAGAAGGAAACUCCCUCAUUAAGAAGCAAGGAUUGUUUGAGAAACAAGAGAAGCCAAAGUUUGUCCUCUGUGUGACUUUUUCUGAAAACGGUGACACCAUUACUGGAGAUUCAAGCGGCAACAUCUUAGUAUGGGGAAAAGGUACGAACCGAAUAAGCUAUGCGGUUCAAGGGGCCCACGAGGGCGGCAUUUUUGCACUUUGUAUGUUAAGAGACGGCACGCUGGUGUCGGGAGGAGGGAAGGACCGGAAGCUCAUCUCCUGGAAUGGAAACUAUCAGAAACUUCAUAAAACGGAGAUUCCCGAGCAGUUCGGUCCCGUACGGACAGUGGCUGAAGGCAAGGGCGAUGUCAUCUUAAUAGGCACAACGAGAAACUUCGUCUUGCAGGGCACCCUGUCGGGGGACUUCGCACCCAUCACUCAGGGCCACACGGAUGAGCUCUGGGGGCUGGCCGUCCACGCCUCCAAGCCUCAGUUCUUGACCUGUGGGCACGACAAGCACGCCACCCUCUGGGACGCCGUCGGUCACCGGCCUGUUUGGGACAAGAUCAUAGAGGACCCAGCUCAGUCUUCUGGUUUUCAUCCUUCAGGGUCUGUGGUUGCAGUAGGAACACUCACUGGGAGGUGGUUUGUGUUUGACACGGAAACUAAAGACCUGGUCACGGUGCACACGGAUGGGAACGAGCAGCUGUCUGUCAUGCGCUACUCUCCAGAUGGGAAUUUCUUAGCCAUCGGCUCGCACGACAACUCUAUUUACAUCUACGGGGUUGGCGACAACGGGAGGAAGUACACGCGCGUGGGCAAGUGCUCGGGCCACUCCAGCUUCAUCAGCCACCUGGACUGGUCCGUAGACUCACAGUUUCUCGUGUCCAAUUCCGGAGACUACGAGAUCCUCUACUGGGUUCCCUCGGCGUGUAAGCAAGUGGUGAGCGUGGAAGCCACGAGAGACAUCGAAUGGGCCACCUACACCUGCACCCUGGGGUUCCACGUCUUCGGAGUGUGGCCGGAAGGCUCGGAUGGAACUGACAUCAACGCUGUCUGUCGGGCCCGUGAGAAAAAGCUCCUGUCGACGGGCGAUGACUUCGGCAAAGUGCACCUCUUCUCCUAUCCCUGCUCCCAGUUCAGGGCGCCGAGCCACAUCUACGGCGGCCACAGCAGCCACGUCACCAACGUCGACUUCCUGUGUGAAGACAGCCACCUCAUCUCCACGGGCGGGAAGGACACCAGCAUCAUGCAGUGGAGGGUCAUUUAGCCCCGCACGAGCCGGGCAGCAGGUGGUGCCCGAGAAGACCGACUCGCGUUCCGCUUGGUCACUGUGAUUUCUGUUUUGACUAAAAAUUCUUACAAACCUCAGGAAAACUAUCCCUCCACCGGUUACCUUAGCUUAGGGAGUCAGCGAGUGUCACGCCGGAUAAGCAGGUGUGUUUCCGCUUCCCUUGUACAACAGACGAGGCAGCGUACGAGGGAUAGAGCAGGUCCCCGGGUUCACAGGACAGUGGCAUCGACAGGAGGGACUGAUGUAUCCUUAGCAACUUUCCUAUGAACUCUUCAAAAAUGGUCACAGAAUGCCUUUUAAAAAACUGUAUAUAGUCUUCACCGUUUCACCAUCCAGCUUGCUAAGUCAGAUAUUUAUGAUAAACGUGAGGUACUGAACCGUGACCGCUGUUGCCUAACGGUCCUGUAAGGAUAAAUCCUUCGAGAAGAGAGUGAGUAACUGACUCGGGCAGCUGAGUCGGGAAAUGCCAAUGUGAGCCUUCCUUGGGUUACGUUUUCUAGGGCUUCCUGAAACUGUCCUUCUGGGAGUGGCAAGCCAGGGGGUCGCGUUCUUCUUGUGCAGGCGGAUGAGCGUGCGCGUUGCAGCAGAGUGUACAGGCGCUUCCAUUUCUGGUCAUGCUGCCCUGCCGUCCCCAGCACAGCCACCCGCUCACAUUGGUGAACAGCAAGACGUUUAGCCACCUUCCUCUGUAUAUUCAUGGCAUGACAUGGCAUUGUGCUUGUAUAGGGUGUGAUCAGCUCAUAAUAAAUACCUAAGGCCAGGCUUUACUGUUUUACGCUAUGGACACUGUACAUUUGUAUUUUAUGACCAAGUAGACCACGUCGAGAAGAAAUCUUCAGCGUACCUGCGGAGGGGAGCGGUCCCUAAUGGCUCCAGGUACGAAGGCCACCUUCUCGUCCUGUCUUUUGUGCGCGGAUGGCUUGGGACAGUGUGUCAAAAGACCGUGUUCUGAUGGGUAGGACGUAGGUGGCGUACACUUGUCAAGAAAGCCUUAUCCAUUGUGUGACAGAUUGAGAUUUAUUGUUUACAUUGGGGAAUGUAUCUCGGAUUUUUAAUAGAAGAGUAAUAAACAGACUUAAGAACAAAUAUUAAGAUUUUUACUCGUUCUAAGCAGGUGGGGUGAAUUCAGUUAUCUAAACUCUACAGCACUGGUUGUUUAGGGUGGCUGAUUACAGGCGAUACUUGGAGACACUUUUCACGACAUCUCUAGCCUGCUGGGGAGUGCAGGGCACCGGCAGGCAGUGCGUGUUAAAAGAUGAAUCUGUUCCUAUGUACCCUUAUCAAAUAUAUUCUAUAAUGCAAUAAAAUUUGAAAAGUGGAUUUCUUAUUGACCUAUAUUCCUGAAAGCAUAUAAAUUAAAAUAUUUAAAAUUA